AUGUCCAAGUUCUGCGCCGUCGUUGCGGGCGCAGGCUCCGGCACUGGCGCGUCGGUGGCCCUUCACUUCGCCAAAACAUAUCCCGUCGUCCUCCUCGCCCGCAAACCGGCCAGCUACGAGCAGAUUGUGCAGGAGAUUCGUGCCGCGGGCGGCUCGGCACACGGAUACACCGCGGAUGUGUCGGAUCCAGCCUCCAUCGACGGCGCAUUUGCCCAGAUUGACAGGGAUCUCCGGGGCCACAAGCUGGCCGCGGCCGUGUACAACGCGAAUGCCGGGUUCGCGUACAAGCCGUUUUUGGAGCUCAAGAUUGACGAUUUGGACGCUAGCUUAGGGGCCGCCGCGAACGGCUUAUUCUACUUUGCCCAAAAGACGCUCCCCCGGCUCCUCGACGCCGUCUCGUCCUCGCCCCACCCGCCCAGUCUCAUUGUCACCGGCGCCACAGCGUCCGUCCGCGGCGCCGCCAAGUUCACCACCUUUGCGGCAGGCAAGUUUGCCCAGAGGGCCAUCACGCAGUCUCUGGCGCGGGAAUUCGGCCCCCAGGGCGUGCACGUUGCACUGGCCAUCAUCGACGGCGUCAUCGAUGUCCCCUGGGCAAAGGAGCGCACCGCGAACAAUGGCGUGGCGGACGGCAAGAUUGCCGCCGAGGCUAUUGCCCAGAGUUACUGGCAUUUACACACGCAGCCAAGGUCUGCAUUUACCCACGAACUCGACAUUAGGCCGUACGUAGAAAAGUUCUAG
Messenger RNA from Metarhizium album ARSEF 1941, 738 nucleotides. RefSeq names its product short chain dehydrogenase. The record is from RefSeq and is a predicted model, not a curated record. Lineage: Eukaryota; Fungi; Ascomycota; Sordariomycetes; Hypocreales; Clavicipitaceae. The coding region runs from base 1 to 738 and encodes 245 amino acids. The transcript is spliced from 3 exons.